Suncus etruscus (white-toothed pygmy shrew) is the source of this 1935-nucleotide messenger RNA. RefSeq names its product VAMP associated protein B and C (gene VAPB). Gene Ontology annotation, cellular component: endoplasmic reticulum membrane; plasma membrane. The transcript is spliced from 6 exons. Gene Ontology annotation, biological process: endoplasmic reticulum membrane organization. NCBI's taxonomy places the organism in Eukaryota, Metazoa, Chordata, Mammalia, Eulipotyphla, Soricidae. The record is from RefSeq and is a predicted model, not a curated record. The coding region runs from base 119 to 859 and encodes 246 amino acids. Gene Ontology annotation, molecular function: FFAT motif binding.
CCUCGCCCUCGCCCUCGGCGCCCGCAGCGCGUAGGCCGCCCCCUCCCCCGCGCGCCGCCGCCGAACCCCCAGGCGCUCGAAAGGGGGCGCAGGGGUCCCCAGACCCGCGGCCAGGAACAUGGCGAAGGUGGAGCAGGUCCUGAGCCUCGAGCCGCAGCACGAGCUCAAAUUCCGAGGCCCCUUCACCGACGUGGUCACCACCAACCUGAAGCUGGGGAACCCCACGGAACGGAAUGUGUGCUUCAAGGUGAAGACCACGGCGCCACGCAGGUACUGCGUGCGACCCAACAGCGGGGUCAUCGACGCGGGCGCCUCCAUCAACGUGUCCGUGAUGUUGCAGCCUUUUGAUUAUGAUCCCAAUGAGAAGAGCAAACACAAGUUCAUGGUUCAGUCUCUCUUCGCUCCGGCCGACACCUCGGACAUGGAGGCUGUAUGGAAGGAAGCAAAACCGGAAGACCUCAUGGAUUCGAAACUUCGAUGUGUGUUUGAAUUGCCAGCGGAAAAUGAUAAACCCCAUGACAUAGAGAUCAAUAAACUCGUCUCCACCGCGGCUUCCAAGACCGAGGUCCCCACACUGGCCAAGUCCCUGAGCCCAGCACUGGAGGAUGCAGAGGUGAAGAAAGUGAUGGAGGAGUGUAGGCGGCUGCAGGCCGAGGUCCAGCGGCUGCGGGACGAGAACCGACACUUCAAGCAGGAAGAAGAUGGACUGCGGAUGCGGAAGGCCGUGCGGAGCAGCAGCCCCACGCCCGCCCUGGCCUCGGCGGCCACAGGCAAGGAGGAGGGCCUGAGCGCCCGGCUGCUGGCACUGGUGGUGCUGUUCUUCAUCGUGGGCGUCAUCAUCGGCAAGAUCGCCUUGUAGAAGCAGCAUGCGGAUUGGCCGGCGGGCGGCGCGUUCCCCAUCACCAUGUGUAUAAAGAAACCAGUAUCUGACGACAUCUCACAGGUCUUGCCUUUCAGUCCCCCCUCUCCCUGCUGGUGCGUCCGCGCACGCGCAACCAUAUAGCUACCAACAACCAACCUUGUAGGAAGUCGGGCCCGGCCGUCUCCCCAGAGCAGGAAGAGCUCGGUGGAGGCCACGAACCCUGAAGCCGCAGGCCGCAGGUCGUGGCCGUGGCAGAAUGUCAGUGGCAUCCAGAGCCGGGGACAUGCCCGCUGGGCCUCCGCUCUCAGGAUAGGACACUCGGUCUGGCCCCUCGGGGAGCCAGGGCCCAGCGCAAUGCAAGGAGACACCCCCACCCCCGCACGCUGCUCCCCACCCCCUGCUGCCCCUCUUGCUCCUCCCGCCCAUGCUGUCAGCUCCCCCAGCCGGAGAGAAGGGCCUGGCACCCCUGUGCACGUAGGGGGCGGGGGGUGCUGUGUUCCCCCCGGAGCUGCCUGGCCUCCUGGAACUGAGAGUUGAUGCUUCGUUUCCUUCAAGCGACCAGGCUCCCUCGCUGGGUUCACACAGCAAAGGCAGCUGGGAGGGUCCCAAGGUGGCGACCACGCACCUAACUUAUUGAAUGGAGCUCAUUUCGCGGGGCCAGGGGCAGAGCAGGCCUCUUGUCUGCUGCACAUUCAGCUCUGGGAAGGGGGCAGCUGUCUGGGGGCCAGGGGGUACCCGCCAGGAUGGGCUUCUUUGGAACGAAGUGGCCAGUGUGGAGGACAGUCUUCAGGUGACGGUCUGUCUGCCUUACCCCUUCCCCAGGAAGCCAGGAGCGGCCCCCCAUCUGGUUCCCUCGCUUGCACUCCUGUUCCCAGCACACACAAUGCCCCGGAGUCUGGGGCUCCGGCUGGGUGCUGGCCAGUGGGGGUUACGGGCUCCUGGGUCAUCGUCCAUCGAAUGGUGAUUGAGAGUUUGACUGUGAAUCGAAUUUAUGCCGUGAAAGACCAAUCCAAUUCCGUUUGACUAUGUAGCAUCUUUAAAAGAAAUGAAAAUAAAGCCCCAAAUUAAAAGUU